This is a messenger RNA of Wallemia mellicola CBS 633.66, 1983 nucleotides long. RefSeq lists its product as hypothetical. The transcript has 3 exons. Lineage: Eukaryota; Fungi; Basidiomycota; Wallemiomycetes; Wallemiales; Wallemiaceae. The record is from RefSeq and is a predicted model, not a curated record. Bases 1 to 1983 code for a protein of 660 amino acids.
AUGGGAUCUUUAACGAAGCUACCAUCUGAGCUUUGGUCUGCAAUAUUAGAGCAGCUGGAUCAGAGGGAUCAAUCUUCAACUUCAGCUGCUCUCAUGAUUGCAUUUCCGAAAGCACCUGUCGAUUUCAAACACGUUUGGAUGCAUAUACACCUACGAAAUGAGCUUCAAGUAAAGGCGCUCAAUAUGAAAUUAAUGAAUGAUAGGGAAAUGAAAUUAACAUUGCAAUCACAAUCUUAUCUAGGUCAAUCACUACGCCACACUGCUAUGCUCGGUGAUCCUUACUUUUUGAUAAACGUAUAUGAAAGCUUAAAGCAUGUGCAAUUAUUAUCAAUAUUCGUUGGACCUGCUUUUGCUCCUGAACACUUAAGCGAAUUCUUCAAUAAACCUCGUAAUAAUUUGAGAACACUAAACAUACACUUCCGUCCAUAUCUUAAAAGGCGUUCUUAUUACCAGUUUUUAAAAGGUGCUUACUUUGACUCUACUUUAGAGCAAUUAGCUCUAAAUUGGCCAAUAAAUCCUAAUUUGACUAGGCUUUCAUUUAUACAAGAUAAUCCGCCUUCUUUGGACCACAAGGAGAGUAAAGAGAGGUUACCUUUGCAUGUUGAACAGUCUGUAGAUCUUAUAGAUCAUUCAACUUACCUCGAGAGCUAUUCAGGUGGUCCAACAUCAUACUUCAAGAAGCGUAUAUUGACGGAUGACUUACCAAAGAAAUUCGCUCAUCCAAUAGUAUUUUUCAAUCUAAGUCAUUGUCUAACACAAUUUUCAACAAGCCCAUUUGCAUCUAGUAUUGAACAUAUGAGACUUAUUAUACCACAGAGAGAUGUAGCGACAUCAUUAGCUAUAAAAGAUUCACUUCCAAAGGUCAAAAGUAUUGAUCUAUCUACAACAUUAAUAAAAGUUGUUGGACCAGAUGCUAAUUUAUCAAAUCUUUUAAGAAAGCUAAGAAGUUUAGAGUAUUUGAUAUUGGAUCAAACAGAUGUUUUGGGAACAGAUGUUACUUACACAAAUGUUGUGGCAAGAGACAGAGCGCGGAAGUCUGCGAGAGCUAUUGGGCAAAUGAGUGCAACAACCGGUUUAGUUCAUGCUAAAAGUAUUGAGAUUGCUAUAAAUGAGUGGGUAGCCGAACAAAGGGCAUCAUUUAUGCAAUUUGAUGAAUCAAUCAUUGAAAGACAACAAGAUGAAAGAAACGAAGAGAUAGUACAGCCUCGGAGAAGAAUCAAUACAGGUAGAAGAGCCUUCCAAGCCAAUUUUUCAAUAAGAACCGAAACAGGUUCUGAUACAAGAAACUUACCAAGGCUUUCAAAUGCAGCGAAAGCAUAUUUAGAAAACGCUCCAGUUAAUUAUUUAGUGUUACCAGAAUUAUCACAAUUGAAAGCUAUAACAGUGGGUGUAUCAGAUCAAGUUAAGAAAUGUAGACGGGAGGAAUGGCAUAAAGAGUUUGAGAAAGGUUGGCGUGAAGGAUGUAAUAAAGUUGUCGAAACUAUCGAACAAAUAUAUAAAGCGUGGAUGAAAUCUAUUGAGGAUGAUUGCACAGCCGAUGGAAGUACUACGAACAAAACAAUAACCCAAAAAACAAAAAAUAAAUACAAAACUUACGGAAAAUCUAAUAAUCAACCUCGAGCACAAAGAGGCCAAGUUAAGAAGAAAGUUGAAAUAAUCAAGCUUGAAGACACUAAAGAUAAUGAAACUAGUAAAUCUACACUACCAAAUAACUUUAAAGACCAUUUUAAAGGUAUGAGUAUUUGUUCAGAUGAGAAACAAAUGUUGGAAUUGAUUGAAAGAGCAUCUGAUAGGGAAUAUCAGGUGCCAGUCUUUUGCACGAAAGCCAAAUGUGAACAUCCAAGGAAUACUGGUGAUAAUGAAGGAGAGAGUGAAGAGGAGUUAGAAGAAGAGGUAGUAGAAAGUGAUAAGGAAGAAGAGAUCAUAGAAUGCCCAAGUAAUUGUGCUCAUAGGGUAAUAUGGGAUAUAUGGAAAGAUGUAUGA